Diabrotica virgifera virgifera (western corn rootworm) is the source of this 2041-nucleotide messenger RNA. RefSeq names its product zinc finger protein 664. The transcript is spliced from 4 exons. Gene Ontology annotation, biological process: regulation of transcription by RNA polymerase II. Gene Ontology annotation, molecular function: DNA-binding transcription factor activity, RNA polymerase II-specific; RNA polymerase II cis-regulatory region sequence-specific DNA binding. The record is from RefSeq and is a predicted model, not a curated record. Gene Ontology annotation, cellular component: PcG protein complex; nucleus; transcription regulator complex. Lineage: Eukaryota; Metazoa; Arthropoda; Insecta; Coleoptera; Chrysomelidae. The coding region runs from base 449 to 1846 and encodes 465 amino acids.
GGUUAAAUGUUCGAUACGAUAUUAUGAUUCGGUGUAUCGAUACACAGUAUCGAUACCAACUAAUGUAUCGAUACAAAAUAUCGAGUAUCGAAAUAUAAAGUAUCGAUACCUCAAAGUAUCGAUACGUAUCGAACAUCCCUAGCGGUUAUUAACGCUUCGUAAACGUAAAUUUACAUUUCCCUUUGAACUCUUUCACUCUUUGUUUGUUUUAGUGUUGUUGUUUUGUUUUUGAUACUUUGAUGUGGCAAUAAUUAAUUAUGUUAGAUUUUACCGAUUUUAGUCUCGUUAAUGAGUUGAAUUUGGGCACAGUAUAGAUUUUUUUCAGUCCUAAACACUGUGCUGCACACAUAUCUGAUACUGAUAUGUGAUUACCAUUUGCUAUCAAGUUAUAAGUUCUAGUGCUAUCACCCAGUAAAGUCACUUGUUUUAACCAGUUUACUUGUUAGUUAUGGAAUUUAAUAUAGGAAUUAACGAAGAUUUUGUUGAAGAUUAUCCUAGAUAUCAAGGGAGCCAGCUUUCCACAUCAGCAGAUCUUAGUAAUUUGAAGAGUGAACCAGAAAGUAACUCAACAAUGGAAGUCAAAGCUGAAAUUAAGAAAGAUCUUAUUGGAGAUGAUCCUAUUUAUCUAGAGAGUCAGCUUUACCCAUCAACAGAUCUUGCUGAUUUGAAGAGUGAACCAGGAAGUAACUCAGCUGUGACAGUAAAAGCUGAAAUUAAGGAAGAUUUUGUUGAAGAUGAUCCUAGAUAUCUAGAGAGCCAGCUGUCCACUGUCCUUGAUCUAGAAAACUUGAAGAAUGAAGCAGAUGAGGAUAACUCAGGCCUUUUUGAGGUGGAGAACACAUCGAAAAUUAUGAAGGCAAUACCUGUAGGAUCAUGUAAUAAAGAACAACGCAUGGACCGACCUGUUAAAGAAAAAACAUUGAAGUGUGAAAUUUGUUUCAAACAAUUUGCCUAUUCAAGUUCAUUAAAAGUACACAUGAGAGUUCACACAGGAGAAAAACCGUACAAGUGUGAAAUUUGUUCUAAGCAGUUUACUAAAGCAAGUAAUUUAAAAAGUCAUUUGAGAGUGCACACUGAAGAAAAACCCUACAAGUGUGAAAUUUGUUUUAAGCAGUUUACCGAGGCAAGUUCUUUAAAAAUACAUUUGAUAGUGCACACUGAAGAAAAACCAUACAAGUGUGAAAUUUGUUUUAAGCAGUUCAGUCAGGCAAGUAAUUUGAAAAAGCAUAUGAUAUCACAUACUGGAGAAAAACCGUACAAGUGCGAAAUUUGUUGUAAACAGUUUUCUCGGACAGAUCGUUUUAAACAACAUAAAAGAACUCACACUGGAGAAAAACCCUACAAGUGUGAAAUUUGUUUUAAGCAGUUUUCACAAAAAGAUAAUUUGAAAAAACAUUUGAGAGUGCACACUGGAGACAAAUCUGAUAAGUGUGAAAUUUGUUUUAAACUAUUCUCCCGCACAGAUAGUUUGAAACUGCAUAUGAGAUUACAUACUGGAGAAAACCCAUAUAAGUGCGAAAUUUGUGAUAAACAGUUUUCUCGAGCAAAUUGUUUGAAAAUACAUAAAAUGGCUCACACAGGAGAAAAACCUUAUAAGUGUGAAAUUUGUUUGAAGGUUUUUAGUCAAGCAAGUAAUUUGAAACAACAUUUGAGAGUGCACACUGAAGAAAAACCGUACAAGUGUGAAAUUUGUUUUAAGCAAUUUACUGAUGCAAGUACUUUAAAAAGACAUUCAGUGGUGCACAGUGGAGAAAAACGUUGUAAGUGCGAAAUUUGUUUUAAACUAUUCUCCCACACAUCUAAUUUGAAAAAGCAUAUGAGAUCGCACACUGAUCGAAAGUGUUAACGGGUGGACAAUGUGACAAUUCAUUUCAGGGCUGAAAUUGUUUGUUCUUUCUAAAAAAUUAUAUUUGCUCUUUAUGAAAAAGUGCCGCGAAAAGUAAAUAACGUUCAUACAAUGUAUUAGAAAAACAAUAAAUUAAUUUAAAGGAUAUACGUAUUUCAAUAUUUUCCUUAAGAUACCACAUCAUAGCGUCGUCAA